AUGAUUUCAGCUCUUGAUCAACUAAAACAAUGGACUACUGUCGUUGCUGAUUCUGGUGAUUUUGAGUCAAUGAUGCUAUAUCAUCCACAAGACGCAACUACAAAUCCCUCGUUAAUUUUAGAGGCUGCUAAAAAUCCUCAUUAUGAUUACUUAAUUAAUUCCGCCAUUGAAUAUGCAAGGAAAAUUCUUAAGCUUGUCCCAGGUCGAGUAUCUGUCGAGGUAGAUGCAAAAUUUUCUUUUGAUACCGAAGCAACGAUAGCCAAGGCUAGGCACAUUAUUUCACUUUUCAAAGAAAGUGGAAUUGAUAAAUCUCGAGUAAUGAUAAAGAUUCCCUCAAAUUGGGAAGGAAUUCAGGCCGCAAAGAUACUUGAAAAGGAAGGAAUCCUAUGCAAUAUGACUUUGAUUUUUUCUUUUGUUCAGGCCGCUGCAUGUGCAGAAGCUGGUGUAACGAUAAUCUCACCGUAUGCUGGUAGAAUUCUCGAUUGGUACACGAAAAAUACCAAUAAAACAUAUAAAUCAUUUGAAGAUCCGG
Messenger RNA from Racocetra persica, 532 nucleotides. The record is from the annotation of a GenBank genome assembly. NCBI's taxonomy places the organism in Eukaryota, Fungi, Glomeromycota, Glomeromycetes, Diversisporales, Gigasporaceae.